ACUGUCAAAGUCUCGUCCCGGAUGGGAUUGAUAUCAUUUGGAUAUCAUUCCUGGAUUAAAAUGAUAAAUAACAGUUAAUAUUCCACCAAAAAAAGAUACCCAUAACAUGAAAUCAUGGCCGAUCGAAUCCGACAGAUUGCUCAGAAGCUAAGAGAAAGAAUUCACAUACCACAACUUCCUCAGAUCAGUCCCAAUGGUCGUGAAAAAGUCGACCAACUCUUAUCAAAGUACGUGCCUGCACAGAAAGUGAGUGACAUAGCGGAAAAGUUUAAACAAGAAGCCAUAUCCAGGAGGGUCCAAGAACUGGUGUCUAGAUAUGAGAAAUUCACUGGUGUUGCUGAAAUUAUGGCUAUUCAAAAUACUGUAGUGGAAGCUCAGGACCGGUUUAUAGCAGCACAAGAACGUAGACGAGAUCUUGGUCGUCAGGUGGCCAACUUAGAAGCUCGUCUAAAGGAACUUCAUUCAGAGAUACAGAGUACUAUGAAAGGGGAUGACAAGUAUUUACAACUGUGUACUGAGGAACAUAAACUUAUACUUCAAGAACGUUCACUUCGCGCUUCAUUCGCUGACGCGGAGAGGGAGGAGCGUGAAUUAUUCGCUACCAUGUCAGCAGCAGUCAAAUUGGGACAUGAACGGGAGAGGGCGCACGCUGAGCGGAACAAAUACUGGUACAUCGUUGCUUCUAUAUUCGGUACUAUACUCGGUAUCGCUGGCUCGACCAUAAACAAUCACCUCAAGAUGGCUGAGUUUCGUGAUAUGAUGGAACAGCAAAUGGCGCGAAGUGCGAGCGUCUUAUACACGAUUGCCGGGGGAGGUACAGCCAACAGAGCUGAGAUCGCUGACGCUAUGAAGACAGAAUUUCAAUACCAGGAGCAAUUAGCACAAAACCUGAAAUUAAUGCAAGAUAACAUCGAUCAUCUAGUCAAUAAGCAAACUUCUUUAAUCGAUCACAUAAAUCACCAAGAACAAAAAAUUGAAAAUCAGUUACGUGAACUCAAACGUAUGGUCGUCGCCGCGUCUGCGACAAGCGCAAAAUCCGACGCGGAUCUGGGAAAAGCCUUAUCUGUUAUACAUCACGAUUUAGAUGAAGCGGAUAAGGAAAAAGAUAAAGAGCACACGGAAAAAAAAGUCGCUCUAGAUCCUAACCAAAUACUUACCGGUAUAGGUGUUCUUAUGUGCGCCGCCGUCAUAUUUGGGAAUAUCAUAGGCCGCAUAAGUUGACUUCUUUGCCAUAGAAAAAAUUUUGUUUAUGGACAUCUUCAAAAAUUUCGGGCUGUUGCAAUGUUGCAAGCAUUUUUCAAAUGUGUGCAUGUUCUGAAACACGAUUAAUGGUGACUGACUUAAAAUAUUUAUGGUACAAGUAAAAAAGUAUUUAUUAUCCAUCAUUUACUUAACGAAUAAUUAUAAUAAUAAAAUGGAACGACUGAAUUAUGAUUCUUUUUUGGAAGUUUAAUUAAAACAUUAUUUCACUAAAAUUAUUUGAUAAACAAAAAAUUAGGUCUGAUUGGUUAUUAAGAUUGUUGAUGCUUUCUAAGCGAAAUGGUAUUUUUUGAAAAGUGUUACUGAUUGACUGGAUUUUUCAAGAUUUAUCUUGGAGUGUCAUUGUGAUAUAGUUUUAUUAGUACCUACUUAUAAGCUGUUCAAAUCUCCAAUAAGGUGUGAAUGGAAACUUUUUAUCCAUUUGAGUUUUCGAAUAUUAAAAGAAAUAUAUAAAGAGUAUAACAGUGUAUAUUAAAACUAUUAAAUUAUUGCUUGCCACUUAUUUAUAAUUUUUUUAACUUCGUAUUCUAAUAUUAUUGAAAAUGUCUGUAAGCCCUAUAAUUCCAAUAGUGAUUAUG
Diatraea saccharalis (sugarcane borer) is the source of this 1838-nucleotide messenger RNA. Lineage: Eukaryota; Metazoa; Arthropoda; Insecta; Lepidoptera; Crambidae. The record is from the annotation of a GenBank genome assembly.